AUGGUCAAAGAAACUGCCAUCUCCCAGGAUUAUCCCAACACCUUCCCGAAUGUGGGAUCCAAGGACAGAUUCCAUGUGAAUUUCCUGGGUUCCUGUGACGAGAAUCAGGAUGGCGUCUGGCAAAACGGAGACAGCCUGCAGAGUGAUGAGAGUUCGGGGCACCUCAAUACUCACUCCAGCACCUGCUGCAACAGAACCUUUGGCCACAACACUAUCGAUGUGAUGCCAAGGAUUGACUUCUACUGCAACACGAUUACUGGCAUCGGGAAGAAGCUGCUUAGACCCAGCCUGGCCCAACUGCAUGAUGAAUUAGAGAAGGAGCUGUUUGAUGAAGGAGCUGCCAACAGAGGAGGAGGAGGAGAAGAAGAAAGUCCACCUGCAGAGCUGCUGGUUAAUCCAGCAGUAGACAGCAGUGGGGCAGUGAAGUUUGACUGGAUAAAGGGAGUGCUGGUCCGAUGCCUCCUCAAUAUCUGGGGUGUGAUGCUGUUCAUGCGAAUUACCUGGAUAGUAGGUCAAGCCGGCAUAGGCCUAACCACACUAAUUAUCCUAAUGGCCACUGUUGUGACCCUUGUUACUGGGUUAUCUACAUCUGCUAUGGCAACCAAUGGAUUUGUGCGAGGAGGCGGUGCUUACUACUUGAUCUCCCGCAGUUUAGGACCAGAGUUUGGUGGUUCCAUUGGUCUCAUCUUCGCAUUUGCCAAUGCGGUGGCAGUGGCUAUGUACGUGGUGGGGUUUGCUGAAGCUCUUGGAGGUCUGCUGUCGAUGAUUUGA
This is a messenger RNA of Pristis pectinata (smalltooth sawfish), 771 nucleotides long. RefSeq names its product solute carrier family 12 member 2-like. NCBI's taxonomy places the organism in Eukaryota, Metazoa, Chordata, Chondrichthyes, Rhinopristiformes, Pristidae. Bases 1 to 771 code for a protein of 256 amino acids. Gene Ontology annotation, biological process: cell volume homeostasis; sodium ion homeostasis; potassium ion import across plasma membrane. The record is from RefSeq and is a predicted model, not a curated record. Gene Ontology annotation, molecular function: sodium:potassium:chloride symporter activity; ammonium channel activity. Gene Ontology annotation, cellular component: membrane. The transcript is spliced from 6 exons.